GUCUACAGAGAGAUGCCAUUGCCAUCACUCUCUCUCUCUCUCUCUCUCUCUCUGUAUAAAGUUGGAUGUGUGUGCAGUUAGUAGUUAAUGUAGACAAAAGCAAAAGCCGGCUUCUCUCUUCUUACGUUCUAUGCUCUCUCUCUCUCUCUCUCUGCCAACAUCCCCCCCCCCCCUCUCCUCACCAGCAAGCAAUAACACACGCCCAAGAAAAUUUUUUAAUUUUUUAAAAAGAAAAUAAAGUCUCUUUAUAUUCCCUCUCUGCUAUUGCUAUUGGUGUUUCUUCAACUCGUCGAUUCCUUUGCUUUGUCGAUUUGACUCGUGGGAUAGAGAGAGAAGUGAAAGCUAUCCUAACCACCAGAGUUUCAUUCCAUGUUUCUUUUGAUGGGAUUUUGGUGAAACAUAUAUUCAAGCAAAAACAAAAAAGAAGAAGACAAAUGGGUUUUUAGAGUAAUGAAAUUCUGAUUGAGUUUUGGAUUGCAUCUCUGAGUUUUGACGGAUUCGUGAACCGCUUUGUUAUUGGUUUCUGGAGAUGGGUUGUUUUUCUUGUUUUGAUUCAAGGGAAGAAGAGAAGCUGAAUCAAGAGAAACAAUCUGUUGAUCUAAAGCAAACUCUGCCUCCAGUUUCUUCUAACAUUUCUAAGUUGUCUUCUGGAGCUGACAGGUUCAGAUCAAGAAGCAAUGGCGAGCAAUCCAAAAGGGAAUUACCGAGUCCAAAGGAUGCACCUGGUGUCAAUAUAGCUGCUCAUAUUUUUACUUUUCGUGAGCUUGCAGCUGCAACCAAGAAUUUUAGGCCAGAGUGUUUCUUAGGGGAAGGGGGAUUUGGACGUGUAUAUAAAGGGCGUCUUGAGAGCACUGGUCAGGUUGUUGCUGUCAAACAAUUGGAUAGGAAUGGCCUCCAGGGUAAUAGGGAAUUUCUAGUGGAGGUUCUCAUGUUGAGCCUUUUACAUCAUCCAAACCUUGUGAACCUGAUUGGCUAUUGUGCUGAUGGGGAUCAGCGGCUUCUUGUCUAUGAAUUUAUGCCCUUGGGAUCAUUGGAAGAUCACCUUCACGACCUUCCACCUGAAAAGGAACCACUAGAUUGGAACACAAGAAUGAAGAUAGCUGCAGGUGCAGCCAAAGGCUUAGAAUACCUGCAUGAUAAAGCAAGUCCUCCUGUUAUUUAUAGGGAUUUUAAGUCAUCCAACAUAUUACUUGAAGAAGGAUUUCAUCCAAAGCUUUCUGAUUUUGGGCUUGCAAAGCUUGGCCCCACUGGGGACAAGUCACAUGUUUCCACCAGGGUUAUGGGUACUUAUGGUUAUUGUGCUCCUGAGUAUGCCAUGACCGGACAAUUGACUGUAAAAUCUGACGUCUACAGUUUUGGGGUAGUGUUCUUAGAGCUGAUUACCGGUCGUAAAGCCAUUGACAGCACUCGACCACAUGGAGAACAGAACCUCGUGACAUGGACACGCCCAUUAUUCAAUGAUCGUAGGAAAUUCUCAAAAUUGGCAGACCCACGACUUCAGGGACGUUAUCCAAUGAGAGGGCUCUACCAGGCUUUAGCUGUGGCGUCCAUGUGCAUCCAGGAGCAAGCUGCUGCACGUCCUCUCAUUGGGGAUGUGGUCACCGCACUUUCUUAUUUAGCGAACCAGGCAUAUGAACCUAAUGGUCAUGGCUACAGAGGUUUGGGGGACAGGGAUGAGAAGAGACAUAGAGAGGAGAGAGGCGGACAGUUAUCAAGGAAUGAGGAAGGCGGAGGAUCUGGACGCAAAUGGGAUUUGGAUGGGUCUGAGAAAGAGGACUCGCCAAGGGAAACUGCUAGGAUGUUAAACAGGGAUUUGGAUAGAGAACGAGCUGUUGCCGAGGCCAAGAUGUGGGGAGAAAAUUGGAGAGAAAAAAGACGACAAAGUGCUCAAGGAAGUUUUGAUGGCAGUAAUGGAUAGCACACAAUAAUAGUAGUAAUAAUGCCUGGCAUCAUUUUUCCUUAUUGUCUUGUUUCCUGCACUUCAUCACCACCGAGUAAAGAAGAAACUUUGGAAAUUUAAGCUUUGCUUGAACUGUCCAUCCAGACAGCUGCUUGUAAGGAAUUUGAUGCCAAUUUCUUCGUAAAACUUGUUUUACCA
Messenger RNA from Populus nigra (black poplar), 2098 nucleotides. RefSeq names its product serine/threonine-protein kinase PBS1-like. Gene Ontology annotation, biological process: protein phosphorylation. The record is from RefSeq and is a predicted model, not a curated record. Gene Ontology annotation, molecular function: protein kinase activity; ATP binding. The coding region runs from base 530 to 1918 and encodes 462 amino acids. The transcript has 5 exons. Lineage: Eukaryota; Viridiplantae; Streptophyta; Magnoliopsida; Malpighiales; Salicaceae.